This is a messenger RNA of Spizellomyces punctatus DAOM BR117, 2127 nucleotides long. RefSeq names its product CC1-like family splicing factor. The transcript has 9 exons. Lineage: Eukaryota; Fungi; Chytridiomycota; Chytridiomycetes; Spizellomycetales; Spizellomycetaceae. Gene Ontology annotation, biological process: mRNA processing. Gene Ontology annotation, molecular function: RNA binding. Bases 80 to 1573 code for a protein of 497 amino acids. The record is from RefSeq and is a predicted model, not a curated record. Gene Ontology annotation, cellular component: nucleus.
CUGAAAGCGAAGUAGGUUUCCGGCGCAGUCAUUAUCCUUUUUGCUAUAAGCAGCUUCUGCACGACAAACACUUGCGGUAAUGGUCAUGGAGUUGGAUGUUGAGCAGCUUCUGGAAGCUCCCUUCCGAAAGGAGCAAGCUGGUCCGCCCCAAAAGCCCGAGAGAGCUGAAUCUGAACCCACUGCUGUACCCUUACCGUCGCCAGAGAAGCCUGCUGAGGAGAACCGCAGCAGUCGUGGGAAGGAGGAAAAGCGGCGGCACCGAGACCGCUCACGGUCUCGAGAGAGGGACCGACGUCGGUCGCGCUCCAGAUCGACAGACCGUAAGAAGCGGAGCAGGAAAGAUCGUUCUCGCUCGAGAUCUCCUCGUCAUAAGGAUGAUCGAGACCGUAGGAGACGUACCCGUUCUAGAUCUCAAUCCCCGCAUCGCCGGACAAGGCAUGAACGACCACGAAGCAGGUCGAGGGACAAUCACAAGCGCAGGAGAAGCUCAUAUGAGCGAUCAAGAAGGGGAUCUGGAAGGGAUAGAAGCCCUGUUGUCACCAGGUCUGCGUCACCGCAGUUAUCUGAGUAUGAACGUGACAAGCGAACAGUCUUUGUCAUGCAAUUGGCUGCACGGCUUACAACCGGGGAACUCUUUGACUUCUUUGCUCCUGCCGGGAAAGUCCGUGAUGCUAGAAUUAUCGCCGAUCGUAAUUCCCGGCGGUCGAAAGGGGUGGGUUAUGUAGAAUUCUACGAGGAAGAAUCUGUAGAGAAGGCUCUACAGAUGACAAACCAAAAGCUCCUGGGCAUUCCGAUUAUAGUCCAACGUACAGAAGCCGAGAAGAACAGGAUUGCCGCUGAAGCGGAAGCUGCCGCCAAAGCUGAGCUACAAUCGAAUCGCUUGUAUAUCGGUUCACUGCAUUUCAAUCUGACUGAGGAUGAUUUGAAGGCAGUUUUCGAACCUUUCGGAGCCAUCGAUCAUAUCAAUUUGCACAAGGAUCCGGAUACAGGCAGGUCGCGAGGAUUUGCUUUUGUUCAUUAUAAAAAUCCGGCCGAUGCAAAACAGGCCAUGGAGAAAAUGAAUGGGUUUGAGAUCAUGGGACGAGCUAUCAAAGUUGGUCAUAUAACUGAUAAGCUGAGCGGGGGAGUGUCUAGUUACUCGUUGGAUGACGGGGAAAUUGGCGGCCUUUCCAUGAACAAUGUAUCCCGCAUUGACCUUAUGGCCAAACUUGCUAGGGACGAACUCCCUAUUGGCGGUUCGGCACUUCCUGCAAAACCGGUCAUUCUGCCAACGCGCAAUAUUUUGCUGAAGAAUAUGUUCGUAUUACAGGAAGUACAAGAGGAACCUGACUGGGAUAAAGAGCUCAAGGAUGAUGUUGAAUCUGAAUGUUCUAAGUACGGCAAACUCCGUCAUGUAGGAAUUGAUACUGAAAGUCCGGAUGGUCGCAUCUAUAUGAAGUACAACAGCAUUCCUGAAGCGGAAGCGGCGGUGAAUGCUCUAAACGGCCGGUUCUUCGCCGGUAACCGGAUUGAGGCUGCCUAUGUCCCAGACGUUACUUAUAACGCGCGCUUUCCGGAAGCGGCCUUUGAGUAGAAGAAGUCCCAUUCACCGGUUGUUGCUGCGGUCAAGAUGUCUAAACCAAAUGCCUCACCUCCUUGUUCAAUAGGUGUAAUUUGCUGGAAACUUUAGGUCCAUAUCGAGUCCGACUUUGUUUGAAUGUUGCAUAUAUAUACGCAUUGUUUUUUCUUUCUUCUCUUGAGGCUCUGUCUUAGGUUGACUUUCGAGAGGAGUGGGCUUGUGCUGUGUUGCCGACCCGGUGAUGUUUCUGUUGGAUUUUUGGACUGGGCGUGCUCAUAUCGUUGCACUGCACUAUGCACUAGGGUUCGAUGAGCGACGGUCCAAAGUUUUACCUCGACCUAUGACCAAGGUUGGUACAAUUGCAUUUAUAUUGGUCGUUUCUGCAUAACAUCACAGCGAUACGGUUUUGGCAGUAUGGAGGACCUGACCCUGUUGUAUAUUGUGUACGCAAAAAGCUCUUGCUUCAUGGGAUGAGUUAACCAUGGUUUUUGAUCUAAAGCUGUUGCCAAAUGAACUUGGGCACACUUGUUGAAAUGGAGCAUGCAUCUCUGUUGAUAACUGAAUCAAUC